This is a messenger RNA of Liolophura sinensis, 1516 nucleotides long. RefSeq names its product hydroxymethylglutaryl-CoA synthase 1-like. The record is from RefSeq and is a predicted model, not a curated record. Gene Ontology annotation, biological process: acetyl-CoA metabolic process. Gene Ontology annotation, molecular function: hydroxymethylglutaryl-CoA synthase activity. Lineage: Eukaryota; Metazoa; Mollusca; Polyplacophora; Chitonida; Chitonidae. The transcript is spliced from 8 exons. The coding region runs from base 47 to 1516 and encodes 489 amino acids.
UGCGCACCGCGUUUGAUUUGUGUUAAUUUCUCCUCGAUUACCAACCAUGCCUGCUUCAAACGACCCAACUGCCAAAGCAUGGCCUGAAAACGUGGGCAUUAUCGCUGUGGAGGUAUACUUUCCAUCUCAGUACGUCGACCAGACGGAGUUGGAAAAGUUUGACGGUGUUUCCGCCGGCAAGUACACCAUCGGGCUUGGUCAGUCUAAGAUGGGCUUCUGUUCGGACAGAGAAGACAUCAAUUCUCUGGCACUCACUGUCGUCCAACGACUCGUGGAGAGAAACGAUCUUUCCUACACUGCCAUCGGGAGACUAGAAGUAGGGACGGAAACAAUCAUUGACAAGUCCAAGAGUGUGAAGUCUGUGUUGAUGCAGCUAUUCGAAGGUAGCGGCAAUACUGACGUGGAAGGUGUUGACACAACGAAUGCUUGCUAUGGCGGCACCUCCGCAUUGCUUAACGCGGUGCAUUGGGUGGAAUCAAGCGCAUGGGAUGGGCGAUACGCAUUAGUAGUCUGUGGUGAUAUUGCUGUAUAUGCGACCGGAAAUGCCCGAUGUACCGGCGGCGCAGGAGCCGUGGCGAUGUUAGUGGGUCCCAACGCACCUCUUGUUUUUGACCAAGGUUUGAGAGGAUCCCAUAUGCAGCACGCUUAUGAUUUCUACAAACCGAACCUGUCGUCUGAAUACCCCGUGGUUGACGGUAAACUCUCCAUUCAGUGUUACCUUCACGCGCUGGACAAGUGCUACAAGGUUUACUCGUCUAAGGCCAACACAGCCAGGAAAAAUGCCGGGAUUUCAGAACCUUUUUCUUUAAGCUCUGCUGACGAUUUUGUUUUCCACACGCCAUUCUGUAAACUGGUACAGAAAUCAGUGGGAAGAUUAAUGCUGAACGACUUUAUAAACGAAAGCACUCCGUAUUUGGAAUCCAAGCACGACGAAUUAGAUGCUUACAGAGACGUCAAACUAGAAGACACGUACUUCGACAAACAAGUAGAGUCAACCUUUGUCAAGGCGAGUAAAGACAUGUACAGUAGGAAAACUCUGCCGAGUCUCAAGGUGGCCAGCCAAGUGGGAAAUAUGUAUACGGCAUCCGUGUACGGUGGACUGGCUUCCUGCAUUGCCAAGUAUUCUUCUGCCGCUGAAUUAGCUGGGAAGAAAAUAGUGUUAUUUUCCUACGGCUCCGGACUAGCUUCCACCAUGUUCUCAAUGACCGCUACGGACGAUUAUUAUGAAGGCUCAUCUCUGGCCAAGCUCCACGACAGUUUGAAGGGUCUACAGGACAGAUUGGACAGUAGGAUCAAGGUUCAACCAGAGACCUUUGAUAAAACAAUGAAACUAAGGGAGGAGACUCAUCACUUAGCGCCGUACACACCCGUUGGCAAUACGGAAAACCUGUUUAACGGAACUUGGUAUUUGACGGAAGUAGACGAGAUGCACCGACGAAAAUACGAACGGAAGCCAGUGACUGGUGCCACUGAGAAAUUAUCAGGCAAUGGCGUACAGGUUAAGGAGCUGAUUUGA